Molecule: messenger RNA, 1233 nt
Organism: Acanthocheilonema viteae
Lineage: Eukaryota; Metazoa; Nematoda; Chromadorea; Rhabditida; Onchocercidae
Source: the annotation of a GenBank genome assembly
AUGUGCAUUGGUGCACCAUGCGCAGUGUUGGUCAAUAACUUGAAAUGGUCACGUGCAAAGAUCUUGAAAUUCAGUAAAGGAAAUGGUGUAAUAAUAGAUCUUGUGGAUAUCGGUAAUGACAAUAUUGCCAAAAUAGAAAAUGUUCGGCCUCUUCUGAAACAUUUUGGUCGUUUACCUCCGCUUGCUUUCCGCUGUCGCAUGAAAGACGUCGAUAUGAAUGAUUUAACAGUGGAAAAAGUGAAUACAUUCCAAAAUUUAAUUAAAUCUUGUGGUAAUAUUGUUCGAGUAGAACUUGCUGAUGUUUCAUCCAUACCAUUUCUUGUCAAUUUGUAUCAUCCAACGGUGCAAGGUGUGAAUCUCGGUAAAUUGUUUUAUCGUUGUAAAGAGCAUAUCGAACAUAAGGCGGCCCGAGAGAGACGAUGGAAUAAAAAAUUAGCUCGAAUGAACGACGACUUUUCAAAUGAUUGCUCGAGUGAGGAGAGUUCCGAAGAUAAAUAUUUACAGCCUACACAUGUGUUGCAUUUGGAAAGAUUACAAAAGCCGAUCACUGAUGAACCAUUGUACAUUUCGCAUAUCGAAAAUAGCCGAUUUAUUUAUUUACAUAGUGAAUAUCACAAAAAGACAAUCAAGAAAUUGGAAAAACACUUACUCAUUAAGUGGUCCGAACUAAAAAUUAUUCCUGAGAAAUGGUUGAUACCAGCUCUAGCUUGUGCUUAUGCCGAUAGCUUAGCUUGCAAUCCCUGCCGAGUUAUAGUGGCGGAAGUUGGAGAGCAAAUGGUAUGGCUACGUAGUGUUGAUCAUGGGUGGAAGAAGAAUUUGUCGAAAAUAGACUGUCUAUCUGGUAGUUUACGCCUCCUUACGAGAGAAUUCUCGGAAACACCUCUUACGUAUCUCUGCUGCCUGCCAACCUCAAUGCAGUAUCAUCCACACCGAUCCGAAACUGAUAUUCUGCGAAAUAUUUUACCAACUGGUACAAUUGUAAAUAUUCGUCGCUUCCCGUGCAAGCGGUCUUUACCGUACAGAGUGGAUAUGUUUCUUGAGAAUGAUGAGUCUGUUACUGACAUUCUCGAACACUUGAGGAUCAAAAAACGAAUAAUACACCCGUGCUUCGAUUUGAUACCUUACAAACCAUCGCUGUGCACUCAGUUUUACGAGCUUGAUCGCAAUUAUCAGGAAGAUCUUGAAAUUUUCCAGCCAUUUGCGAAGGGCCGUCUGGAAUAUGCUAAUUUGUAA